Chrysochloris asiatica (Cape golden mole) is the source of this 1653-nucleotide messenger RNA. RefSeq names its product leucine-rich repeat LGI family, member 2 (gene LGI2). The record is from RefSeq and is a predicted model, not a curated record. NCBI's taxonomy places the organism in Eukaryota, Metazoa, Chordata, Mammalia, Afrosoricida, Chrysochloridae. Bases 1 to 1653 code for a protein of 550 amino acids. Gene Ontology annotation, molecular function: protein binding. The transcript has 8 exons. Gene Ontology annotation, biological process: inhibitory synapse assembly.
AUGGGGGCCAGGGGUCGGGGGCGUGCCGGGAGGCAGGGGCCGGGCGGGGCGGAUGCCUGCCAGGCAUUAUUCAUUGGCCAGAGCUGGGCUGCAGGCGCGGGUGCUGAUGUCAGGCAGGCGCAAGUGCGGCGGGCGCAGCGGCGCGCCGCGUGCCUGAUCCCGCGGAGCGCGCAGGUGAGGCGGCUGGCGCGCUGCCCCGCCACUUGCAGUUGUACCAAGGAGUCCAUCAUCUGCGUGGGCUCUUCCUGGGUGCCCAGGAUCGUGCCGGGCGACAUCAGCUCGCUAUUGCUGAAUUCUAACUCAUUCACUGUCAUCCGGGACGAUGCUUUUGCUGGGCUUUUCCAUCUCGAAUACCUGUUCAUUGAAGGGAACAAAAUCGAAACCAUUUCAAGAAAUGCCUUUCGUGGCCUCCGGGACCUGACUCACCUUUCUUUGGCCAAUAACCACAUCAAAGCCCUCCCAAGGGAUGUCUUCAGUGAUUUAGACUCUCUGAUUGAACUAGAUUUAAGGGGCAAUAAAUUUGAGUGUGACUGCAAAGCCAAGUGGUUGUAUCUAUGGUUGAAGAUGACAAACUCUACUGUUUCUGAUGUCCUGUGUAUUGGUCCGCCGGAGUAUCAGGAAAAGAGACUCAAUGAUGUGACCAGCUUUGACUAUGAAUGUACAACAACAGAUUUUGUGGUCCAUCAGACUUUGCCCUACCAAUCGGUUUCAGUGGACACAUUCAACUCUAAGAACGAUGUAUACGUGACCAUUGCUCAGCCUAGCAUGGAGAACUGCAUGGUGCUGGAAUGGGACCACAUUGAAAUGAAUUUCCGGAGCUAUGAUAAUAUUACAGGUCAGUCCAUCGUGGGCUGUAAGGCCAUCCUCAUCGAUGAGCAGGUCUUCGUGGUGGUGGCCCAGCUCUUCGGUGGCUCUCACAUUUACAGAUACGAUGAGAGUUGGACCAAGUUUGUCAAAUUCCAAGACAUAGAAGUCUCUCGCAUUUCCAAGCCCAAUGACAUCGAGCUAUUUCAGAUCGAUGAUGAGAAGUUUUUCGUCAUCGCAGACAGCUCCAAAGCUGGCUUGUCAACUGUUUACAAAUGGAAUAGCAAAGGGUUCUACUCCUAUCAGUCUCUGCACGAGUGGUUCAGGGAUACGGACGCAGAGUUUGUGGACAUCGAUGGGAAAUCUCACCUGAUCCUGUCCAGCCGCUCCCAGGUUCCCAUUAUCCUGCAGUGGAACAAGAGCGCUAAGAAGUUUGUUCCCCACGGCGACAUCCCCAACAUGGAGGAUGUUCUGGCUGUGAAGAGCUUCAGGAUGCAGAACAGCCUCUACCUGUCCCUCACACGCUUCAUCGGGGACUCCAGGGUCAUGAGGUGGAACAGUAAGCAGUUUGUGGAGGUCCAGGCGCUGCCAUCCCGGGGGGCUAUGACCUUGCAGCCCUUUUCCUUUAAGGAUAAUCACUACCUGGCCCUGGGGAGUGACUACACGUUCUCCCAGAUCUAUCAGUGGGAUAAAGAGAAGCAGCUCUUUGUAAAGUUUAAGGAGAUCUACGUGCAGGCUCCCCGCUCAUUCACAGCUGUCUCCACUGACAGGAGAGAUUUCUUUUUCGCCUCCAGUUUCAAAGGGAAAACAAAGAUUUUUGAACAUAUCAUUGUUGAUUUAAGCUUGUGA